Recurvomyces mirabilis is the source of this 285-nucleotide messenger RNA. RefSeq lists its product as uncharacterized. The transcript has a single exon. NCBI's taxonomy places the organism in Eukaryota, Fungi, Ascomycota, Dothideomycetes, Mycosphaerellales, Teratosphaeriaceae. Bases 1 to 285 code for a protein of 94 amino acids. The record is from RefSeq and is a predicted model, not a curated record.
AUGCGUAGCCGUUCCCCUACUUUCGAAGAGAAAGACCUCGAGCUCUUCGACGAAGGGGCAUGGUUUGGCAUGAACAGUGAUGAAGGUGCGGCUCUUUUGGGAACUCCGAAUGGUCAGGGUGUGGGACAGUUACUUGCAACGCACAAGAGUCAGCUUGGAGACAAGACGAUAAAAGGGGUCACGGUGUAUACACCGGAGAUCCCGAAAGGUGGCUACGCUCUCCUGUUUGAUUUCGGGGACGGACCGGACAAGGCGCAGAUGAGGUACCUGGGCAUGGAAGAAUGA